AUAAUGACUCAAGUGGAAUAUGUUUAUUAUCGAAAAGGCGCGCCUUAUACGAUGCCUUUAAGAAUUUGGCGCCGCGCAAAAUCCGACUCUGCUCGUCGAAUAAUCCAAAAUAACCAUGACGAGACCUUGUAGCCGCGCAAGUAUUGAUCGGUGGUGGUGAUUUGACGAGCGAUAACCGCGCCCACCCUUUCAUCCUACUAUCCCUAUGAAUAACACACCUUUCGUAAAUGUUACCGCGCAAAAAAGCGAACCAAUCUCUCUGUACCUUUUUCAAAAUUUGGCGCCAACUUCGCAACUCGGCUACCUGACGAAUAAGGAAAAGGAAGACUUUUUGUAUUCAGACGAGGAUGGAGAAAAUUACAAUUUCAAGUACAUAUCUGGAAAUCGAUUCAAGUACAUAAUAAAAGAUGUGCAAAGAGAAAGAUGUAGAGACGAGGAGGAACGUGCAUGGUGUAGAUUUGUAAAACAACAAGAAUUAAACAGUAAUAUAAGCACUACUAAUGAGUAUAACAGGGAAGACAGAGAAUUAAGAAGAUUGGAGGAAGAUGCACUUCCGGAAUAUAAAUUAGGAUCUUAUGUUGAAGGCAGUAAAAAGAACGAUCAUAAAUCUAUUUAUCCAAUAAAAGAACACGGAGAAGAAAAUUUUACAAACAGGAUAACAGAAACAAAAAGCAAUGAUACUAUUACUAUCGACAUGGAUCGGUCGAUCUUAAGAGAAGAUUUAUUGCCAUAUAUGAGAUUUAUAAGAUCUAAAAGAUCUUCAGAUCUGAGAAGAACUUCGUCUGAUAUUGUACAAAGGAAACAUCCAAAACAAGACAUAGUAGGCAAUUUUGAAUGCAAUUCUACCCCAGAAUUGAGCAUAGAAUAUGAAAGCGAUAAAGAAGAUAAUAUUUCCGUGGAACCAGAUCCAGUGACUGCGCAUAGAAUUGUAAUAAUGCAACAAAGGAUCUCUGAAUUGUUAGAUGAAAUCUCGUUCAGAUUAGACAGAAUUCCACUGCCCGAUGGUGACAUAGACUUGAAACGGAGACAACAACGUGUUAUGGAAUUUUGUAUAAGAUUGUCGAGAAAUUAUUUAUACGAUCUUACCAGAUAUGUCAAUGACAUUCAGAAACAUAUGCGCGCUAUUUCACCAUCUGCAAAGAUAAAAUCUGGUCGUAGAGGCAUUACGUUUCACAUGCAGAUUAUCGAACAAAAAUUGAUAGCUUCUCAUCAGUUAUUAUUGCAUGGAUUAACUGCUUAUUGUAGGCAUAUUCCUUGUUCAAUUCCGCAAGGUCAUUCUAAAAAAAUUAAAGAACUAUUAAAAGUAGUGACCGAUUUGAAAGAUAUUUGUGAUCAUAUUCAAUUGACUAGAAAUUAUUUUGGCUCUGGAGACACCUGUACGUUACCACUGGAAAAAGAGACACAAGCCAAGUGUAACGCUAUUUUGUCUAAGUUGAAACUGAGUUCAGGAACUGAAUCGCAAUUAGAUGAUUAUAAUACAGUUUCAAAUAUAAUUAUUCCACUGAAUGUACCACGGGCAAGAAACCGUUCUAAACGUAAGAAUUUGGAAACUCGAUUGAGAAUGUAUAAUAAUAUGGAAGCUAAAGCAUAUAAGAGCAAUUUUAGAAGAAAAUCCUCAGCAUGUCAUAUAAAGGAUAAAAAAACUGAUACACGUCAUAAUAAAAUUAUUUAUAACGAACAUUUAUCUUUACCGCAACAACCAAAUUCUAGUCCAAUUACGAAUGCAUUUUCUAAAGAAAUUAUCCAAGAGGAUGACACAAAGUAUAAAACAUCCUUGAAAGAAGAUGAUAUUAAGACAAUAAUGGGAACAGUUCCUGUAGAUUCUGAUAACGAUACCAACUUGGAAAUACAAUCCAAGCAUACCAAUAGAUUGCUAUUAUCAAAAAAGGCAAAGGUCAUGAAAGAGUCGCCUAAUAAAUUGUAUAAUGUAAAAUUUUAUAAAGGCGAGGCGAGACAUAAUAAAUUAAGAAGUAGUCAAUCAAAUCAUUAUAAUGAUUCAAUAAAUAAGAUAAAUGAUUCAGCAACUUCCGACGAAGUAUUGUUUGAAUUUCUUCCAAAGUAUCAAUCUUUUCAAGAUUUUAAUAAUAAAGAUAUUUCAAAUGGUGAUUUCAGAAAUCAUAUAACCAAGAAACAUUCUGUAUCAAAAAGCAGAAAAGAAAUCAAUAAGGAUAGAAGAAACAUGAAUUUGAUUUGUCUCUCAUCCUUGGAUAACAUGUCCAACGAACGUACAUGUUAUAAUGCUAUGAGUCACCUGGACAACCAUAAAAGUCAGAAUAGUCUCAUCCAAUUAUUUAUUUCUAAAGAAACUGAAGCGAAAUUUUUGAGAUAUAGAAUAGAAUACUAUCAUUUAUUUAAAUGUAGUCCGAUGUAUUCCAACAAUACGCAAAAUAAGCCAUGGAAUAUUGUCGCAUGGAUUUCUGAUAAACUCGUGGAUGAAUUAAUCAACGAAAUUGCAAAGGAAUUAGAAAUGCAAGAUAUAAUCCAAAAAAUGUAUCAACUAGAAUUUAAAGAAUUUUAAUAUAUACGUAUACACGCACGCACGCACGCACGCACGCACAUUUAUAUAUAUAUAUAUAUGACAUAUUUCUCUCAGAUAUAUUAAUUACGUAUGAUAGAAAAGAAUUAUAUUUAUUUGAAAAGCACAAAAAUUUGGAAUGUUUUUACACGUACGUUACUUUUAUAAAUAAAACGUUGAUAUUUUAAA
Messenger RNA from Vespula pensylvanica (western yellowjacket), 2704 nucleotides. RefSeq lists its product as uncharacterized. The coding region runs from base 206 to 2518 and encodes 770 amino acids. The record is from RefSeq and is a predicted model, not a curated record. The transcript is spliced from 12 exons. NCBI's taxonomy places the organism in Eukaryota, Metazoa, Arthropoda, Insecta, Hymenoptera, Vespidae.